This is a messenger RNA of Carassius auratus (goldfish), 6492 nucleotides long. Its product is annotated as probable G-protein coupled receptor 158. Gene Ontology annotation, cellular component: membrane. Bases 1133 to 5254 code for a protein of 1373 amino acids. Gene Ontology annotation, biological process: G protein-coupled receptor signaling pathway. Gene Ontology annotation, molecular function: G protein-coupled receptor activity. The record is from RefSeq and is a predicted model, not a curated record. The transcript has 10 exons. NCBI's taxonomy places the organism in Eukaryota, Metazoa, Chordata, Actinopteri, Cypriniformes, Cyprinidae.
AGCCGAAGUUGGUUUUAAUGCACGUUUUGAACAGCUGAGGGCGUCAUAACCAGACGAGGUUAGAAAUAACAGCGAGACACGACAACGGCGAAAAACGUCCGUCAUACUUAAUUCUGCAUAGACCAAAAAUAAAUAAAUAAAUAAAUAGCGCAGACGAAAAACAAGAAUAAGGUCCUUUUUUUCCUCUCUGCUGAUGUUUAUGCAGUAGGCUAUGUUUACAGCAGAGCUGUUAUAAAUUUAGCCUACUCCUGCCCAUAUCGAGCUUCUAUUUGUACGGAAACCUUAAUGUGAUUUAUGGUAGUUUUUAAGGUAUGUUUUUUUAUGUAUGUUUAUUUUAUGUCUAGUUUUUUUAUGCGUGUUUUUUCUCCUUUCAGCACUGGAUAGCUCCUUCAGCCCUACAAACACGCCCUCUGUCAAAUAACUGACAGAAGAAAUGACCAAACACCAAUCAAGGGCACUUUCCCAAACCUAUAAGGUGAUGAAGAAGACGGGAUGUUUGUAGUGUUGAGAAGUCCGACUCAUAUCUCCGAAACGGUUCUUUCGACCAGCUUAGUUCAAUGCAGCCGAUUCCUAAGCCGUGGACUGGAUAAGUUAUCUGACCGAACAAGUCUGAUUUGCGAAUCGCUUCAAAUGCUUCGUUCAAAAGAACCGAUUCAAUGAAUGAUUCCUACGCGAAUCGGACAUGCACUUGGUGUUAUGGCAAAUUAUUUAUACCCUUCUCAUGCUUUAAGAAUGGAGUGGACGAAAGAGGGCGGAAUGUGUUUGUCAUCUAAGUGUGAAGUGCAGACCACCUGCCUCCGAUAAAUAGGAUCCCCCCCCCCCUUAUUCGAUCACGUCUGUUAUGGUCCAGCAUCAUAUUGUGAGGAGAGCGUCGGGGAUCCUGCACAUCUGCUGCGCUCCUGCAAGGAGAUAAGUCCGAGUCAGCAUCACUUACACAAACAACGCAAAUGAACCUGAGGGGAAAGGGAUUACCGAUGCAUUAAUUGUCUUCUGGACAGAUAUCGGGUAUCCGAAAUGCGGGAAAAUUCCACAGGUGAAAAUGCUGUGCUGAUUUGAUUCAUUCUAGCUGUGAUUUCUCGCAUCAGAAUUGGUGAUCUGAAGCUGGUAAGGUAAAAGAGCGGGACUGAAGGAUAUGGCCAUAUUCCGGAUAUCGUUACUCUUGCAAGUGGGAUUUGUUAUAGGAUCAAAUUAUAGAUAUGUGGAACAUGAUCGGGACCUAAAAGCAAAGCUGUCCAUUUCCAAUAAGAACAACAAUCAGCAAGCGCACCUCCGGAAACUCCAUUCGCGUUUAGCGCUGAAGAUUGAGGAACAGGUACCCAGUGAGGUGACUGCGUUUCUGCACACAGGGGAUUCCUCCACCUUAAAACACGCCAACUGCUCCAGGAGAUAUGAGCUGGUGGUGCUGCGGGGAAGGACUCGCGGAGACGCGCGUCACUCCAUGCGCAGCGUCCUGGACACGGUCCUUCACGCCACAAACUUCCUCAACAUGAUCCUACAAACGAACAAGUCCAGACAUCACAGCCCCAGACGCGAUAUGGAGUGGUACCACGCUCUGGUCCGGAGUAUCCUGGAGGGAGACAUCAAGAUCCAUCGAGCAGUUGUCACCUUGAGCACCGAGUCCCCUCCUGAAGGGACACCUGUUUACCUUCAGGCCACACGGGCAGGUGGAGAGAUCAUUCUCCAGGAUUUAUCCAGCACUGCCCACCAUAUAUUAAAAAUCAGAACGGCUGAUACAGAGUGGUACCACGAGCAUAAAAAUAAAAAGACGACCCGUCUCCAAAAACGAGUGCUGAGUCAAGAUUUUGCUUCUUUUGACGCGUCUGUGCGCAACGGAGAAAGUUAUAUUACCGAAAAAACUCAGAUUCACUGGUCAGUUCCGUAUCUGGAGUGUAAAAAUGGAAAUUUCGUUCCCAGAUGGCUCCUGACCCUGUCUGCCGGAUUCUAUGGCCUUACACACAACCGAAAUCCAGACUUCAGGGGUGUUGUUCGUGUGGACGUCAGCCUGCAGGAUGUGGAUAUUGAUCAGUGCUCUGCAGAUGGCUGGUUUGCAGAUGCCUGGCCUCACAGGUGCAACAUCACCUCUAUGAAUUGUUUGCCUAUCCCAGGUCAUGGAUUUGUGCUGGACAAGUAUAAAUGUCACUGCAAAAGAGGCUUUUAUCAUCCAAGCAGAGUUGCAGUCAGUGGCUUUAAAAGGAAAGUAAGUGGGAAGGGCACAGAGGGUUUGCCACAUCACAGGAAUGUUCCAGAAAGUUCCAGCCACUGUCUGCCCUGCCAAGAAGGCUGUGAUUUUUGCAAGGACGAUGUGCCUUGUGUGGACCGGGGUGACAGCACCCUGCGUAUGGUGGUGCUCUCCUUCCAGGGCUUGUGCAUGCUGGUGGAUUUCAUCAGUAUGGUGCUGCUCUACCAUUUCCGCAGGAACAAGAGUAUCAGAGCGUCAGGACUCAUUUUGCUAGAGGCCAUCUUAUUUGGAGCGAUCCUCCUGUACUUUCCGGUGGUGAUUCUAUACUUCCAGCCGAGUGUUUUCCGAUGUAUCCUGCUGCGGUGGGUUCGUCUGCUCGGAUUUGCCACAGUCUAUGGAACCGUCACCCUCAAACUCUAUAGGGUUCUCAAAGUGUUCCUGUCACGCACAGCUCAACGGAUCCCCUACAUGACCAGCUGGAGAGUGUUGCGUCUACUGUGUGUCAUUCUGCUGAUUGUGUUAUGGUUCGCAAUAGCCUGGACUGCCGCCGUUUGUCAGAAUCCAAACAGACAUCUCGCUCUCAUCAGUGUGGGCCUCACCACUGAUCGGCUACAGUUCAGCAUGUGUCUGCUGGACCGCUGGGACUACAUGAUUGCUGUGGCUGAGUUCCUGUUCCUCCUGUGGGGUGUCUAUCUGUGUUAUGCGGUGAGGACGGUCCCCUCAGCGUUUCAUGAGCCACGCUAUAUGGCCAUCGCAUUGCACAAUGAACUCAUCCUUUCUUCCAUUUUUCACAUUUUAAGGUUCACUCUUGCCUCUGAUCUGCACCCAGAUUGGAUGUUGAUGCUAUUCUUUGCUCAUACACACUUGACAGUGACUGUAACUUUGGGGUUACUGCUUGUGCCAAAGGUAAUCCCAGCAAUCAUCUUUCCUCUGAAUCAUUUAUUAACUAAUAUCAUUUUUUUUUUAAAUAUCUUAAGCACUUCUACUUUCCCACAGUUCUUGUUUGCGGGUACUCAUCUAAGGGAUGACAUUGCUACAGAGGCUUAUGAAGAUGAAUUGGACAUGGGGCGGUCAGGGUCAUACCUGAAUAGCAGCAUCACAUCAGCCUGGAGUGAGCACAGUCUGGAUCCAGAAGAUAUUCGGGAAGAGCUGAAGAAGCUCUUUUCCCAGCUGGAGAUUUAUAAGAGGAAAAAGAUGUUGGCCAACAAUCCUCACCUGCAGAAGAAGCGCAGCUCCAAAAAGGGCCUAGGUCGCUCCCUCAUGCGCCGCAUCACUGAGAUUCCAGAGACAAUGGGCCGCCAGUGUAGCCGUGAGGACAAGGACCUUAGUGAACAUGGGAGUAACCGCAGCAGCAUCUGUGUCCUGAGAAAGAACCCUUUUGAACCCACACACUCUGUUAAGCCUGCCAAAGAUGAAUCCUUGAAGAGCAAAGUCUUCUCCCUUAAAAAGUCCCAUAGCAGUUAUGACCAUGUUCGGGACCACAGUGAGGAUUCCAGCAGUUCAGUUACUGACAAGAUGGAAGUCGUAAACACAGAAGGCUCCCUUCUUGAAACCCUAAUGGGCAAGAAGCUGGUCAAAAAGUCCUGUGAGAAGAUUGAUGCAGCCCGUGAUUCAACAGAGUCAGUUCCCUUGGUGUGUAAGUCAGCCAGCGCUCACAACCUGACAGCUGAUAAAAAACCUAUUCAUCCUAGAACAUCCAUGCUGCAGAAAUCUCUAAGCGUUAUUGCCAGUGCCAAAGAGAAAACACUUGGUCUAACAGGAAAGGUCCAAGCAGUGGAGGAUUCAACAAAGAAAGCUAAUCAAAAGAACAAGGAUGCCAAUACCUCAGCUGAAGCUGAAGGAAAAGAGGGUUAUCCAAAGAUGAUUGUCAGUCAGUCGGUGGAGUACAAGCAGACAGCUGUCAAAACGGGUAUAAUGAAGCCACAGAUUACUGGAAGCCAACCCUCCAUUUGCACAGAAACAUCCAAGGGGAAAGACAUGUAUGACCUCUCAGAGGUGUGCCCUUGGGAAGUGGACGACUUGCCCACUCCCUCUGAAAACAAGGUCCAGAAACACGUGUCUAUUGCCCCAGAACAGACCACCACAGUCCAUGGAAGUAGUAACAAGGCGACAAAGUCACAACAGCAAAAGCAUAAAGGCACAGAGCAGUCAACCUCUGUGGCCAGACAUCCAAUUCAGAAAGUUUCUGACAGAACAGACAUAUGUCCAUGGGAGGAAGGAAAUGAGGACCAUGGUCAGGAAAUGGGGCCAAAACCUCACUCCAGUAGUAAACUUGCCACGUCCCAACCCCAGACAUCCGGAGAGGUUGUCACGGUUUUAAAAGCUGAGGUCUGUCCAUGGGACUUUGAGGAAGUGGCGGGCAAGCCAAAGAACUCGGAUUGCUCCCCUGAUCAGAGCAGGCCAAGAAAGGACACCACACCAACUGAGAUCAAAGGGAAAAUAAGCUCAUUGCCUACUGAAGUUAAGGGUAAGGGUACAACACCUACAGAGGGCAAAGCAAAGGGUGUUCUCUCCGAGCCUACUAAAUCCAAGGGUAGCUCACUUCAGCUGCUCUCUAAAGCAGAAGUGUGUCCAUGGGACUUUGAGACUGUGUCAGCUUCCAUCUCUGAACAAAACCCUUGUUCUCAGGUUUCUAAAACAAAGGAGACCCAUGCUAAAAAGAAGGGAAUUUCUCCUGUCAGAAAAUCAGAGAUGGAAAGAGAUAAUGCAAAGGGUCCUGAUUAUGACAAAUUUAAAUCAAACGCAAAAGACAAGUUAACCUCUGGCAAAACAAAAGAAAUACCUGCCAUCCAGUCUAAACUGGCUGAGAUUUGUCCAUGGGAUGUUGAUAGUAGUCAGGAAAUUGUCUUAAUAGAAAAACAAAAAAGCCCAAAUGUUGCAUUAGCAAAACGCAAGCAAGCAGAGGCAUGCCCUUGCGAUUUUGAUGCAACUAGUAAAGAAGUCAACUGGAGCACCAGCUCAUCCACUGGCAAACAGAAAAGUUUGAAUUCCAAAGGCAGAGUUACUAGUGGUGUUAAAAUGUCAGAUGUCUGCCCAUGGGACUUUGAUGAACAAGAAUCAACAAAAAAGGCAUGACACUUUACCUGAGUGAGCCGUUAGUUAGUCCUCAUUAUAUGUGCUUUUUCUUUCAUAAAUACACCAUAGAAUAAAAUCUUAUUUAUGGUGAUUUGGAGGAAAAAACUAAUCUACAUGUCACACAAGCUGCCUUUCUCUUCAUUCUUGUGUUUUCCCUUUGUGUGUUUUUAAUAAAAAAAAAUAAUAAUAAUUGGUAAUAACUCACCAGGCAUUCCAGAUUUUAAAGUAUUGGUUGAACCUUUAAAUAGAAAUGUAGUUUACAAUUAUGCAACUCUUUAUGUGCAAUGUAAACAAGAUGCCUAUACAGACUACGUUUAUCCUCCUUAACAUUUGAAGUUUCAUAACAGCUGCAUCUGUAGCCUCUCCUUGACUGUGACUUCUACAAAAUAUUGUACAAAUACCUGUUACAUAGUAAGGUGUGGAAAAUGCAUGAAGUGUCAUGGAGUAAGUCUGAUCCAUUUCCUUUUUUUCUCCAUCUCCAUCCAUUUUCUUUUUUGCCAAAGAUAGAGGUAAAAUCCAAUAAAUCUAAGAAAUCAAACCUCAACAGCAUAAUAUAAUUCAUGUGGCUGCUAGAAAAUUAGCCUGUAGCACUUUAAUAAAGAACAAACUUAAAAAGCCAGACGUAUACUGGACAGAGUUCCAUUCAUAUUUGCCCUUGUUUGUUUUUUUUUGGCCUUGCAGUUUUGCAGUGAGAUCAUAUGUGAACAUCUGCAACACUUUUCUUGUUUUCUUGACUAGAAACAAAAAACUAAAAAAUUAAUAAAAAUACAUUCCCAAUGCUUCCAACUUUGCUGAUAUAUUAUCCUGAAUGUGCCUAUUUAAAUAGUCUUGUACCAGUCUUACUUUGAAUUGGGAGAUGUGAAAACUUUGUCAUAGCCCAUGUUACAAAUACUUACUGAAAAACUUGAUGAAAAUCAGCAUCUUAUUUUUGAAAAGAAAUUAAGUUUAGUUUAUAUAUUAGUAAUGUUCCAAAAUUGUAAAUGCUUUUUGAAAGGGGAACGCUAUAAAAAAAUAAAUAAAAAAUAAUAAAUAAAUAAAUAAAUAAAUAAACAGUUCAUGUGACCAUAGAUUAUUCUCUUUUAGCGUAUGGCACAAUCAUUAAGGUUUCUGCCUGUAAUGUCUUUACAUUUUGUCUUUUACAAAUAGAACACUCAUGACCAGUGUUGGGUGCAACGCAUUACAAGUAACAGGAGUUAUGCAAUCAGAUUACUUUUUUCAACUAGUAAAGUAACACAUUA